AUGCCCCAAAGGAGCUCUUUGUUUAUUCGAAUAGUGGAAGGGAAAAAUUUACCAGCCAAAGACAUUACAGGCAGCAGUGACCCUUACUGUAUUGUGAAAAUUGACAAUGAAGCCAUCAUCAGAACUGCCACAGUGUGGAAAACCCUGUUUCCUUUCUGGGGCGAAGAGUAUGAAGUCCACCUGCCCCCCAACUUCCACUGUGUGUCCUUCUAUGUGAUGGACGAAGAUGCGCUAAGCCGAGAUGACGUAAUUGGGAAAGUCUGCAUCACCCAAAGCCUGUUAGCUGAGUAUCCCAAAGGUUACAGCGGCUGGCUGAACCUCACCGAAAUUGACCCGGAUGAGGAAGUUCAGGGGGAAAUCCAUCUCCAGAUCGAGAUUGUUGGCAGCGGGGCUUCGAGGAAGCUGCGUUGCACCGUGUUUGAUGCCAGGGAUUUGGCUCGAAAAGAUCGAAACGGAGCCUCCGAUCCCUUUGUGAGAGUCCGAUAUAAUGGCAAGACUCAGGAAACUUCGGUGAUAAAAAAAUCUUGCUACCCAAGAUGGAACGAGACUUUUGAGUUUGACUUGGACGAGUCGGCCGUGGAGAAGACCUGCAUCGUCGAAGUGUGGGACUGGGAUCUUGUCAGCAGGAACGACUUUCUGGGAAAGGUGGUGUUCAAUGUGCAAGGGCUGGAGACUGUUCAGCGAGAGGAAGGGUGGUUUUUGCUGCGGCCGGACAACUCUAAACCAAGACUGGACGAAGGCAACUUGGGCUCCUUACACCUCCAGGUGCAACUUCGGGAUGAGAUGGUCCUUCCAUCCAUACACUACCAGCCUCUGGUCCAGCUGUUGUGCCAGGAAGUUCAAGCAGGCGCACAGGAAGGGAAAGUGCAUUUAAUAACCCUGAUUGAUGAAACAACGACCGCGGAAUACAGACAGGAAGUUGCCGUCAAUCUCGUCAAGCUCUUCCUGGGUCAAGGGUUAGCCAAAGAGUUCUUGGACCUCCUCUUCAAGCUAGAAUUGGAUAAAACUGAUGAGCCAAACACUUUGUUUCGGAGCAACUCCUUGGCCUCUAAGUCGACGGAGUCAUUUCUCAAGGUGGCGGGAAUGCAAUACCUCCAUCGGGUCCUUGGACCGACAGUCAACCGGGUGUUCGAAGAGAAGCGAUACGUCGAAUUGGAUCCCAGCAAAGUGGAGACCAAAGACGUAGGGUGCUCCAGCCUCCACCGGAUCCAAAGUGAAAGUGACGUGAUCCAGCAGAGUGCCCAGUUGCUUCGCUCCUACCUCACGGACCUGCUCGCCGCCAUCGCCAGAUCCAUCAAGGCGUGUCCUGCCAUCAUCCGCGCCACCUUUCAGCAGCUUUUCAAGCGAGUCGGGGAGCGAUUCCCCGAAGAGAGAGACCAGAACCUGAAAUUCAUUGCCAUCACCAGCUUCCUCUGCCUGCGUUUCUUCUCUCCAGCCAUCAUGUCCCCCAAAUUAUUCCACCUGCGGGAGAAGCAUGCUGACGCCCGCACCAGCCGAAGUCUGCUCCUCCUGGCCAAGGCCAUUCAAAACGUUGGGAACCUGGACACGAGCAUCAGCCGCACCAAGGAAGCGUGGAUGGCUCCUCUGCAGCCCGCCAUCCAACAGGGCGUCACGCAGAUGAAGCAGUUCAUCCUUCAGCUCAUUGACAUCGAGGAGAAAGAAGAAUCGAACUUGCAGAAGACUCUCUCCCUGCAGAACCAGAUUGUGAAAGAGGGACCCCUGUUUAUCCACAAGAAUAAGAGCAAAGGGCCUCUCUUGUCGUCCUCCUUUAAGAAGGUCUACUUCUCGCUGACCAGUGAUGCCCUCACCUACGGCAAGACACCCAAUUCCAAGAAAAGCCCCUUCAUUACGCCGGCCAACAUCCGGGCGGCCGAGAAGGUGGAGGAGAAGAGCUUCGGCCACUCCCACGUCAUGCAGAUCGUCUACACCAACGAGGCCGGGCAGCUGGACACGGCUUACCUGCAGUGCAAGUGUGUCAAUGAGCUCAACCAGUGGCUUUCGGCCUUGCGGAAGGUGUGCGUCACCAACACAGGGAUGCUGUGCUCGUACCACCCGGGCGUCUUCCGAGGAGACAAGUGGAGCUGCUGCCACCAAAGGGACAAAACAGGUCUGGGCUGUGACAAAACCCGGUAUGGAGUUACUCUGCGGGAAUGGAACGACCCCUUGGAUUCUGACUUGGAGGCUCAGUUGAUAUUCCGACACUUGUUUGGAGUGCAACAGCUGAUGAGGGAAAAGUAUAUGGAGUUGUCGACUUUGGAGAAAGGUGAAAAUCUUCAUGUGAGCCAAAGUGAAGAUCCUGAAAAUGUCGAUGGCCCCAGCAAGCUGUUCCAGGUGUUACAGGAACUUGAAGAAAUUCACGGCAGGGAGCUCUCCCGGUUGAGGGACUUGGCCGACCAGGACCGAAAUCACCUGGUGGAACAGCAGACAUGACUCUUGCACCGCAAGUCGCUUGCUUCUGCCCUGUUCAAGCAGAAACGCUGCCAAACUCUGGGAAUGGCAACACUUUCGGGACUUGCGCCCGAGACACAGAGAUGGAACGGGGUGGGACGGCUCUGCUUCUCGGAAGGCCAGAACAUGGACAAACAGCCCUCACUUUCGGGAAUAAGUCACCCUGAUGGAUCCUCCAAACACACCUGCGAUCGAUUUGGAAGACCGGGCACAAACAUUCCUUUCCACCCCUUUUAACGAAGACCUAGUUGUUCUGCUGACGAUUUCCUUCUUAAAUCCUGUAAUUAAUUCAUACUGUCAGCCCCUAUAGCCUCAAAGAAGCAUCGGAGCUGGUUGUUUUAUCGCCUAGGAUUGUCAACUAGAACUUUUUGAGAAUUGCAGACUUUUCUUGUUCUUUUUUUAAAAAAAGGAGCAAGUUUCUAGAUCUCAUGGUGAUAGAGAUGCUUUUGAAAACACAUACAGAAAUCUACUGUGUUCAAGGGCAGAACGUGACGCUUCAGGGCCUUUCCUCAUGUACCUCUAGACAUAAACACCUCUGCGUUCAGCAAGACUCCCCACAAUCGAAGAAUUUGCUAGUCGGGUGUGCAAUGGGUUUCCUGGGAAAGCCACCUUAUCUCGAAAGAGGGGUCCCCGCUCUGAAAGUGAAUCAGAUUAAGGGUGGCUCUGCCAUUAGGGAAGGGAGACGUCACCACUUCAGAUGACAGGCUUGUGGUGCACCAUAAAAGAGCCAGUGUGGUGUAGCGGUUAGAGUGUCGGACUGGGAGUCGGGAGAUCCGGGUUCUAGUCCCCACUCGGCCAUGGAAACCCACUGGGUGCCUUUGGGCCAGUCACAG
Messenger RNA from Elgaria multicarinata webbii, 3281 nucleotides. Its product is annotated as ras GTPase-activating protein 4-like. The record is from RefSeq and is a predicted model, not a curated record. The coding region runs from base 1 to 2430 and encodes 809 amino acids. NCBI's taxonomy places the organism in Eukaryota, Metazoa, Chordata, Lepidosauria, Squamata, Anguidae. The transcript is spliced from 21 exons. Gene Ontology annotation, biological process: intracellular signal transduction; regulation of GTPase activity.